Molecule: messenger RNA, 345 nt
Organism: Meloidogyne enterolobii
Lineage: Eukaryota; Metazoa; Nematoda; Chromadorea; Rhabditida; Meloidogynidae
Source: the annotation of a GenBank genome assembly
AUGUAUAAUUCAACUAUCGGCCGUACUCCUCCGGCUACACAAAAUGAUGUUUUCGAUUCUAACUGGGAAAGAUCUUUUGGGUUUCACCCUCCUGGUGGUUUAAAUUUAUGUGAAAGAAAUUCUUUGCUUAUUUCACGAGUAAAACUCCCAUCAACAUAUAAACCAGAGGAAGAUGAGGAAAAAUGUCCCAUAUGCAUUGAGGGUUUUUUACCUGGCCAAAGUGUAAUUUUUUUACCUUGCUGCCAUAAGAUCCAUAAAACCUGUUUUUGGAAGUUAUCUAAAGAUUAUAGAUGUUGUUCUAUAUGCAAAAUGGACAUGUCUAAAGGAAUUUACUAUAGGAAUUAG